Molecule: messenger RNA, 1533 nt
Organism: Schizosaccharomyces octosporus yFS286
Lineage: Eukaryota; Fungi; Ascomycota; Schizosaccharomycetes; Schizosaccharomycetales; Schizosaccharomycetaceae
Product: Tea1 anchoring protein Mod5
Exons: 2
Coding region: 1-1533 (510 amino acids)
Source: RefSeq, a predicted model, not a curated record
AUGUCUGUUUUAGCAGCGGAUUCUUCGAUCCCUUCGUUUUGGAGAUCAGACUUUCAAGAUAGUUUUCAAGAUUCAAGACCAAAAACAACAACUGCUCUUCCGUUCGAUGAAGUUUCGGAUGUUGAUGAAGCUACUAAUGUUAUUGACGAUGAUGGCCUUGUAAUGAAAACAGAGAUUUUUCCAAACGUUUCUGAUGCAUCCAUCACAAAUGAGCGAACUGAUCUCUCCUUGAAACCGUUUACUACCAUAAGAAGACCUUUUACUUCAUCCGGCCCUAGCGCGGUUUCAGUACCUUUACAUUCCUUAAAUUCUUCAGACAAAGAAGCCAUCGAUUUGAACUCGCCUUCAUUGCACCAAAAAAAGAAGUUUCCGUUUUUACCAAAAAAUCAGAACGGUCGAGAUUCCAGCUCUCCUGAUGAUAUCUUUGCAGUCCCUGCCACGAGUCUCAAUUCUAAAUACCGAGCAUUUGACGUCGGUUCUGAAACAAGAAGACGCUAUUUAGAACUUUCCCAACUUCAAAAUCGUCAGCGAUAUGCCAGCAGGAUCAAAAGUGCUUCUCCGGCAUUAUUAGAUACGUCUACUCUAGAUUCCAGACUGAAUUUCACCAUGGAAAGGUUAGAACGGUCUAUAGCUCAACUUUCAAAAAAUACAAUGCGUGCUGUUUCACAUUUGGAAAAUCCUCCUAGAGAUAUUACCAUACCGAAUAUCAAUAAUAAACAUGCUGCUUGGCCAUUGCAGCAACCGACCGCACUGCCAGCCGACUCAUCAAAAUCCAGACCUUAUUCUGUCCCAGCACCUUCCCCAUCCCAAUCCGAAGAAUAUGAAGCCAUGAAAUCUGCUGCUACUUAUUCGCCUGCUCGAACCAUCAAUAAACGCAACCCUUCGGAGUCUCCUAUGCCACCAUUGCCUUCUAAUCCUACUUCACCGUCUUCAAAGAAACAAGAGAAUCAGCCUACAGAUUUAGGUACGCAUACUCCAAAUACUUAUGAGAUGUCCUCUCAUCAUGCCGACAAUGCUAGCACUGCUUCAUCAGAUGCUCUAUCGCAUUCUGUCAAUUCCUUCCAACCUCUGCCAAACAAUAGUGACUUAUUUUUUAAACUUCAUUUAAGCAGUGUUGAUGAUGAUUUAGACAGAAAUCAUCAGAAAGAUGUUUCUGCACCGAAUACCUACACUCCUUCCUCCCGUACCGAGAUCAUAAACUCACCUGCUCCUCGUGCAAGUGAAACUCCCCAGUCAUCAAAAGCUUCUCCGUUCCGCUCUACCCCAAAGUUGAAUUCGGAUCCUCCACCUCAAGAAGAUGUUUCUAUCGUUUCUGACUACGAUAGUUCACUCCGCCAGAGGUCUGUACGCCCUCAAAAACAAGAACAAGAUGAAAUUGCUGCAGAUUCUGGAUCUAAAAAUUCAACACCUCCUGAACCAACGCCAGUUUCUCAGAAUUUACCGGCCAAGCAACAACCUCCAAAGACAACUAGCCAAGUUCCAAAGAAGAAAAAGAAAUCCAAAUUGGAAAAGCUUUGUUGUAUUAUUGCAUAA